Messenger RNA from Telopea speciosissima, 1552 nucleotides. Its product is annotated as TPR and ankyrin repeat-containing protein 1-like. Bases 20 to 1453 code for a protein of 477 amino acids. The record is from RefSeq and is a predicted model, not a curated record. Gene Ontology annotation, molecular function: hydrolase activity; ATP binding; protein binding. The transcript is spliced from 4 exons. NCBI's taxonomy places the organism in Eukaryota, Viridiplantae, Streptophyta, Magnoliopsida, Proteales, Proteaceae.
UGGAACAACCGGAGGACGUAUGAUUGGCUUUGGAGCUGAGCAGGUCAUAUUGGUACGUGAUGAUUCUAAAAAGAAGGAAGUUUCUGACCAUAUUGGAAAACACACUCUUGUUUUAACAAUACUUGAGUGCAAAGGGCUUGAGUUUCAGGAUGUACUGUUAUACAACUUUUUUGGGUCAUCUCCUUUGAAAAAUCAGUGGAGAGUUGUGUAUGAAUAUAUGAAAGAACAGGAUAUGCUUGAUGCCUCUACACCAAGGUCAUUUCCAAGUUUCAAUAUGGCAAAACAUAGUCUUCUUUGCUCUGAAUUGAAGCAGUUAUAUGUGGCUAUAACUCGUACAAGGCAAAGGUUGUGGAUUUGUGAGAACAUUGAGGCAUUGUCCAAUCCUAUGUUUGAUUACUGGAAAAAUUUGUGCCUGGUGCAAAUUAGACAACUUGAUGAUUCACUUGCACAGGCGAUGCAAGUUGCAAGCAGAAAAGAAGAUUGGCAUUUACGUGGAAUAAAGCUAUUUAAUGAAGGAAAUUUUGAGAUGGCUACAAUGUGCUUUGAAAGAGCUGGAGACACAUACAGGGAGAAAUGGGCUAAAGCAGCUGGCCUUCGAGCUGCUGCUGACCGAAUGCAUGGCUCUAAUUCUAAAAUGCGGUGUAGUGCUCUUUUAGAAGCUGCAGAGAUUUAUGAAGCAAUUGGUAGAGCUGAGUCUGCUGCCAAGUGUUUUAUUGAGUUGGAGAAUUUUAAGAGAGCAGGUAUGAUUUAUAUGAAGAAGUUUGGGGAAUCAAGGCUGGAGGAUGCUGGCGACUGUUUUUCCUUGGCAAAAUGUUGGAGUCUUUCUGCUGAUGUAUAUGCUAGGGGCAACAAUUUCUCAAAGUGCUUAGAUGCUUGCACAAAGGGAAAACUCUUUGACAAGGGACUGCAAUUCCUUAAAUAUUGGACAGAAAAUUCAACUCCUGCCAUUGAUAUAGUUGCAAAACUUCAAAAUUUGGAUGAAAUGGAACAAGCUUUCCUUAAGAAAUGUGCAAGUUACUAUCAUAAGCUUAAAAAUACAGAAAGUAUAAUGCAGUAUGUGAGGACAUUUUAUUCUACUGAUUCCAUUCGAACUUUCUUGAGGUCAUGGAAUUAUUUGACUGAGCUUGUGUUGUUGGAGGAAGAACUUGGGAACUUUUUGGAAGCUGCCAGCAUUGCAAGUCUGAAAGGUGAUAUUCUUUGUGAGGCUGAUAUGCUAGAGAAGGCUGGAUAUUUUGAAAAUGCAUCGAGGCUCAUUCUCUUUUAUGUUGUUGGAAUGUCUCUUUGGGGCUUUGGAAGCAAAGGAUGGCCACCAAACCAUUUUCCUCAGAAGGAAAAACUCUUAAUGAAAGCCAAGUUGAUUGCAAGAAGAAAAUCAGAGUUCUUCUAUAAAUUGAUCAACGUGGAGGCCACCAUAUUAUUAAUCCAGGAGGUCAGCUUGUUAGAAAUGGGUUAAUUCUUAAGGGCUUCCCAUGAAUUGAAAAGUUUCUUAGCUCAAUAUAUCUGUGCUCGUAAAAUUCUUGGUCUUCAUUUUCAGCGAGAACCUUUUAGUUAU